This is a messenger RNA of Acomys russatus (golden spiny mouse), 246 nucleotides long. RefSeq names its product beta-defensin 12-like. The transcript is spliced from 3 exons. Gene Ontology annotation, biological process: innate immune response. Gene Ontology annotation, cellular component: extracellular region. NCBI's taxonomy places the organism in Eukaryota, Metazoa, Chordata, Mammalia, Rodentia, Muridae. The record is from RefSeq and is a predicted model, not a curated record. The coding region runs from base 1 to 246 and encodes 81 amino acids.
AUGGCCCUGAGCAGAGAGAUGUUCUAUUUUGGUUUUGCUUUGUUCUUCAUUGUAGCUCAACUGCUGCCAGGGUCCUGGGCAGGACUUGAGUAUUCCCAGUCGUUUCCAGGAGGGGAGUUUGCUGUGUGUGAGCCAUGCAGGCUCGGUCGGGGGAAAUGCAGGAGGGUGUGCACAGACAGUGAGAAGGCCUCCGGGAUGUGCAAGCUCAACUUCUUCUGCUGUCGGGAGAGGAUCCGAAUACGGUGA